GCGGAAGAAUCCCUAAACGGGGAUUCCGCGGCUUCGCACUAAGCAGCUUAGAGGGUGUUCGCAGGGUUUUUUAGCGGAUAUUAUGCCGUAUAGCGCCCGUAAGGGUUACGGGGUCCUCAGUGGGCAGCCACUGCUGGGGCUCGUAAGGCUUGCGGGAGCCAGGUGUGAGGUCCGUUCGGCGGUGUGCCUCUUAAAGGCGCCGUCGUCUGUAAAUAGUAUUUUUUGCCUGCGUAUAAAAAAAAAAGGGUAGUAGACGUAUUGACUAAAGGGGGUGUCCUGCGUCGCCCGGUAAGAAAACUGGCAGUGUUGGCCGUUGCCUAAAUAAGUAGGUGUCUACUACACCGCCGGGGGCCAUGUUCACGACCAACACUACCUAUUAUAUAGUCCAUGUGUAAAUAAGUCAUUUUUAUACUCUUUCAUGUAAAUAUUCCAUAAGUAAAAAAGAAAGUAAAUUAGUGUCAUUGAGAAACAAUUGCCUUUUACUCAACAACCAUACUAUUUUAUCUAUUUUUCUUUAAAUGUUUAAGCAAUUACAGAUUUUUUUUUGUAUGUUUUAGUGUAGUCAAAAUGAGCAGCAAGUGUUUUGUUUGUGAUAAGGAAGUGACUGCAUCGAGUCCUCAUGUUUCUAAAGUGGGUGAAAAAGGGAUAAUUUCCCUUAAAAAAGCCAGUAAAGAGAGGGAUGACGGCAAAAUUAGCCAACUAGCCAAUGUGACUUCACUUCUCGUUCACACGUUGUGUAGAAAGAAUUACACGAGGUCCCAGUCGAUCGCGGUUUUGAAGAAACAAGAGGAUUCAAUAUCUGCUCAGCCUGAAACAUCGGUGCUGCGAUCUGUAUUACCCAAGUUUGAUUUCACAAAGAAUUGUCUCAUUUGUGGAGAGUUCAUUAAAGAUGAAACUAAGAAGAGUCAAGGCAAAAGAAAGAAGGUACAUCCAGUCCUCACUCUUGAUUUCCAUAAAGUAUGUAUGUCUGCAGCCUCCGUAAGGAAUGAUAGUUGGGGUGAAGAAGUGAUCCUUCGUCUUGCCGGUGUUAAUGACCUCGUUGCAGAAGAGGCAAUUUAUCACAAUGAAUGCCGUCUAAAAUUCAUCAAGCCCUUAUAUGCUUAUAAGAAAACAGGAAGUUCCUCAUCCGAAUACGUAGCAAAAGCUAUGGAUGAUAUUUAUGCCUUCAUUGAUAAUAGUACAGAUUGCCAGUUCUCACAGACUGAAAUUCUCGAUGCAAUUACUGGAGAGAAACCGUUAUGGAAAACUAUAAAAGCACGACUUCAAGCCAAGUAUGGGUCUCGUUUGAUAGUUUCUGAAGGUUCAAACAGAUUUCAUGUUCCAGUGCUGUGUUUUAUGGAUACCGGGAAACAAAUCCUACGCGAUGCUUGGUAUGAAGAAAAAAAAAACAAGGAAAGUGACGAAAGACUCAGGAUUGUGCAAAAAGCCGCCGAAAUUAUUAGGAAUGAUAUUCAGAGCAAAGUUUGCAAUCACACAGAAUACCCCCCAACCGAUGACUUCUUUAAAGAUGCAGAAGAUCUCCCAAAAUCCUUACUCACUUUUCUCGAAAGCUUGAUGAUGAACAAAACGAUGAGAAACCAAGAAACCAAGAGAAAGUGUGUUACGGUCGCUCAUGCUAUAACCUCAGUAAUCAGACCCCGGACUUUUACUUCUUCAGUAUUGAGCGGCCUUUCCCUUUUCCUUCACAGGAAAUACGGCUCAAGACGAUUAAUUGAUCUUUUAGCAAACAUGGGGUUUUGCGCAUCAUACCACGAAGCACAAAGGUUGGAAAUGUCUGCUCUUGUCAAUGCUCAACCAAAUAUCAAGCCGAAGUCAUUCACUCAAUUGGUGUUUGACAACGCCGACUUUAAUGCUUGUACCAUAGACGGAUUCAACUCUUUCCAUGCCAUGGGUGGCAUCAAAUGUAUCACACCUGCCACUUCUGUGGAGCGUUCAAGUUCAGGCUUCCCUAAACUGACCAAGAUGCCUACGUCCCUGGAGAUUGGAAAACUCGGAAUUAUUCCACUUGAAACACUACAGUUCAAGGAAGUGGGAUUAAAGUCCGUCAUUGUGCAAGAAUUGUUGAUCCCAGAUGAACCCACUCAUCCUGAUCCUCAUGAAAUCUUGUGGUACAUUGCUAAACAGCAAGGUUUGCAACUGCCCGGGUGGAAAGGGUAUAUGCAGUCUAUAACCACAGGACAAUUCAGCGAAAAGACGAGAGUUAUAACGCUUCCCUUCAUAAACGCUCCUCCUUCCAGCUACGAUACGAUUUAUACAGCGCUACAAUACGCAGGAAAAUGUCAAAAGUCGUUGAUAGUAACGUUUGACCAGCCGCUUUACUGGAAAGCGAGAGAAGUAGUCGCAGGUGCUCCUGCUGGUUCAUUACUAUCAAAAUCCAUCAUUCGCUUGGGUGGCUUCCACCUUCUAAUGUCCUACUUGGGGGCCAUAGGAUAUCUCAUGUCUGGAAGUGGCCUAAAAGAACUUUUGAGCACAAUAUAUGCCCCUCUGUCCGUGGAAAAAAUGAUGCAAGGCCAUGCUUUUGCGAGGGCAGUAAGAGGCCACCUACUUGCAACCGCUUCCCUGGCUAAAGUGAUUUUGGAAGGCAUCCAAUUAACUGAAGAUGAAAUAGAUUGCAUAAAAAACAUGACAAUGAGUUUUAUGGAUGAGCCCCCUUCUCUACUUGAAUUAAACCAAAACGCUCACCUCAAAGCACUGUCUGAGAAAUUUGGAGCCGCCAUGGAGCUAUUUAGCAGCAAAGGACCUACCGCACAGCUGUGGGUACAAUACUUCAAAAUGGUAAGCCUCAUGAAGGAAUAUAUACAUGCAGAGAGAUCCGGGGACUUCAAUGCCCACCUUGAAUGUGUGAGACGCAUGAUCCCGUACUUCCAUGCAGCGGGGCACUUCCCAUAUGCAAAGUCUUGUCACCUCUACAUACAAGACAUGGAGAAUCUACACGAAAAACUAUCGCCUGAAGAAUAUCACAAAUUUGUUAAGGACAGCUACUUCACGAUGCGCCGAUCAGACCGAUAUUGGGCUGGAGUCUGGUCAGAUAUGACAAUUGAGACCACUUUGAUGCGUUCUUUUUCCAGCCAAGGUGGCAUGACUCGUGGUAGGGGAGUCACAAACAGCACUCUUAGCAAAUGGGUGGUAGGAGUAAGUGCAACUCAUGAUAUCUGCACCUCUUUAGAAGAGUUCGGUGGAAUUCUUUUUUCCACCAGUGAGCAGCAUGCAGAUUUCGGACAAGCCCGCCAAAACAAGGAUGGAGCCGACAUAGCCAAGCUCACCGAUUGGUUUGAGAAAUUUCCUCCCUUCCCAGAGACCAGAGACAUUAUAUCUAUCGCGACAGGAGUUGUUGGAGAUACAACGAUCACCUGCUACAAUGCUGUUGCAAUUGGUAAGCAAGCAAUGGCUAAAAUGGUCAAUUCGACAUUUUCUAAUAUCAAAUUGGCUCGAAAAGAUCGAGCUCUUCCCCUUUCGACAAUGAGCUCAUCUAUCAAAAUCAACGACGAAAAGAUUCCUGUGGACCCAUUCUUGCUAUUCCGUCGUAUAUCCAUUAGCAAAAAAACAGACGAAGAUUUGAAGCUAUACAUGGAAUACGAAUUAGCCCCGUUCCCAUUAGCCCUAUUCAAUGAGAGUGGGAUGAGGAAAUCGACAAAGUCAGCGCUGUAUAGACUAUUCAACACUACGACCAAGGAUGUAUAUGUCGCACAGCUGAACAUCGUAUUUGACGGAGGGCUUCUCCUCCAUAAAGUAAUUUGGCAAAGAGGUGCCAAGAUAUCGACAAUCUGCGAGAGCUACCUCCACUUUAUCAAGAAAAACUAUCAAGGAAAGAGAUGUACUUUAGUUUUUGAUGGCUAUUCCUCAUCAAACUCAAGCACGAAAGUAGCGGAGCAGCAAAGGCGCUAUCGACUCAGCAAGUCUGCUGACAUUCAUUUUAGCGAUGACACCGAGAUAAACGUCAAACAAGAAGAUUUUCUGUCGAACGAGUUCAACAAAAGCAGGCUCAUCAACAUGCUUAAGGUCAAGCUUGAGGACAAUGGGAUAAGGGCCCUUCAAGCAGAAACUGAUGCGGACGUUCUGAUUGUGGAUACGGCUGUGGAAAUGUCGGGAACAAAAGCUGUCGGCAUUGUGGGUGAAGAUGUCGAUCUCAUAGUCCUCUUGAUGGCUAAAGCUGAUGCGCAUAAGGACGUUAUUUUUAUCAAGCCUGGACGCGGGAUGACAAGGGAUUCCUUAUUCUCGUCCCAAGAGCUUCAGCAACAAGGUUUCAAGGAUAUAUUGUUUCUGCACGCCUUCACUGGAUGCGACACAACAUCUUCCGCAUUUCGAAAAAGCAAGGUCGCAUUUGCGAAGUUGUAUCUGAAGUCACCAGAAAUCCAGAAAGCAGCAGCGGUCUUUUCACACCCUUUCUCCACCACCGCUCAAGUACAAAAGGCAGGUGAAACCUGCAUCUUAAGGUGGUAUGGAGCUCCAGCGAAAGAGAUUUCCCUCAAUGCCUACAGGUACAAGUCAUUCUUGAAAUCAGUGGCCACCUCAAGCCUGAUAUCUCUUGUCUUCCUCCUACCGAGGGAGCAGUAAAACAGCAUUCCCAAAAAUGGGAACAAAUUUUUUUUCCAUAAUUACAGACUUUCAAGAGCAAAUUUAAUCAGCUUUCACUUUUGUGAAAGUCUCAUGUCGCUAGGAUGCAUAGUUUUCGAGAUAUAUGCGAAAAACCUAAUAAUGGGACCUUCAAGCCCCCCCCCCCGGCUUAAGGGCUACGGGCGGGGACUUUUGAUAUGUUUACCUCCUAACUAGUCCUAACAAAGUCACGAAGUCAAAAAUUGUGUUCUAAGCAAUUCCCUCUAUACCUGUUUUUGAGCAUUCGUUGCCUGGACUACAAUGUAAGCCACGUUUAAUAUCCCCCCAUGAAUAUUCAUUCAUCAACAAAUUGCGUCAAU
Messenger RNA from Chilo suppressalis (striped riceborer), 4913 nucleotides. The record is from the annotation of a GenBank genome assembly. NCBI's taxonomy places the organism in Eukaryota, Metazoa, Arthropoda, Insecta, Lepidoptera, Crambidae.